Molecule: messenger RNA, 1782 nt
Organism: Morchella importuna
Lineage: Eukaryota; Fungi; Ascomycota; Pezizomycetes; Pezizales; Morchellaceae
Exons: 9
Coding region: 1-1782 (593 amino acids)
Biological process (GO): endoplasmic reticulum to Golgi vesicle-mediated transport; Golgi organization
Cellular component (GO): Golgi apparatus
Molecular function (GO): small GTPase binding
Source: RefSeq, a predicted model, not a curated record
AUGGAUAUCACGGACACAAAGUCUGCUUCGCCUAUGACGGCAAAUUCUACACCUUCACACAAGAAGAAGAAAGCGAACAAGAAGAAGAAGGAACAACAAGAUAGUGGCGAACAAGAAGGCCUACCGGCAUCGAGAUCAAACUCCCAAAGUCCCACUGAGGAAGCUAAAGACAGGGACAGUGAGCUUGGGGACGACGAUGUAGAAGGGGAGAAGAAAGAUGGCUCGGAAAUCGCGAAUUGCGCGCCUUGCGCUCCUAACGGCCGAGAGAAUCUGCAUUAUUUAAACGACAAUAAAGACGACCAGGAUGCGUUACGGGACAAUCUAGCGAAGGGGCUCAGAAGGACUCAGGAGUUAGAGGGGCUGGUGGAAGCUCUAAAAAGACAGUUGGAGGAGGGUUCAUCAACAGCAGAGGCUAAAGCGCAGGCUAGUGAAGAGCUACAGCUGGAAAGAUUGAAAUCGCAGGAGCUGGAAAAAGCUGUACAAGAUUUGAAGGCUCAGCUUUCUGAGAAGUCGGAACCCAUAGUAAAGAGUACAGCUAUGCAUGAGGGGCUUCGCGGUUUGGGUGGAGAAUCUCCGGCACCGAAGGAAAUGGAUACUGCCAAACUGCGACAACUACUUGAGAGAGAGCAAGAAUUUCGGGAAAAGGACCGUCUUGAUGCAGAGCAGAGGCUAGCGAAAGUACAGGAAGAAAAACAACAACUAGACACUCAAUACAAAGCGCUCCUUGGAAGGGUUGCACACAUCAGAACAACUCUCAGUGAUAAACUGAAAUCUGACGCAGAAGAACUCGAACGUACUCGGAAUAUGGUGGAUAACUUAGAGGAAGAAAACCGAGCUCUCAAUCAAACCAUAAACAAUCUUCAGGCCAGUCUAGAAAAAGCAAAUGAGGAAGGCUAUGAUGCUUCAAAGGAACUCUCAACACUUCGGAGUAGAUUAAAUCUCUCACAGCAGAAUUGGAUUAAAGAAAGAAACGAUUUAAUCAGUGCAGAAAAAUACUCUCGUGAGGAGUAUGAAGCUGCCAAACAGGCGAUGCAGGAAUGGGAGAUUAUAGCAACAGAGGAGCGAUCUGUGCGGGAAUCAUUAGGAGACCGUGUAAUCGAAUUAGAGGAACAGCUGGCCAAUCAACAAGCAGCAUACGAUAAAGUUCUCUCAGAAAGGGAUAGGGAGUCUAGUACAGUUGACGGUCUUCAAAGAGCGUUACAGGAUAUACAAAAUGCACGUAAGCAGGAAUUGCGGGAAGUUGUUGAGACCAUGGAGGCGCAAAUAAACCAACUAGCAUCAAAAGGAGAAGCUCUAGAGAAACGGGCAAAGGAAGCCGAAGCACAGUUAAUUGUAGCUCAGCGGGAUCUUGAGCGUGUCCUACCAUUUGAGAAAGAGGUUAAAGAGAAGAACCUUCUUAUUGGAAAACUUCGUCAUGAGGCCGUCACGCUUAACGAUCAUCUUAGAAAAGCUCUUCGUAUGUUGAAACGUGACAACGCUGAUGACAAGAUUGACAAAAAUCUUGUGACAAAUGUUUUCCUUCAGUUUGUUAGCAUACAAAGAGGGGAUUCUAAGAAAUAUGAAAUUCUUCAGCUAAUUGCCUCUGUACUUGACUGGAAUGAUGAACAACGUGAGAAGGCCGGCCUUGUUCGACCAGGUACCGCUGCCAGUUCACAGAGUUCUUUCCUCAAAACGCCACCGUUGUCUCCAUUCCACCGUUCACCGAGCACACCAACUCUUAGUGAUGCAUAUGAGGGUAGCAGAGAUAUUUGGGCGUCGGUUCUAGAUUCUGAGAAGCCCUAA